AGACUGCAAGGAAUCAAGGCUGGGAGGAGAGGGGCUGUCAACAACCGCGACAAAUCGUCUUGACGACUUCAUUUGACCUGAUUCCACUCUCGUUUACCUGUUCCUCUUCUUGGUUCGCACGAUGGUUGACUUUAUUUUCGAGUUUUGAUGCCAAGAGAGUGGAAGCGAGCUGCAUUGUCUCUCUGCGUAGAUCUGCCUCACUCUCCAUUCUGCCAAAACAGUGCGAUUUUUGUUUGAAGCAUUUCUUAGGUAGUAUAUUGGUAACUGUUUGAUCAUUUAGCUGGUUAUCUGUAUAGUUAGUCGCUCAUAAUUGUUGCAGUUAAUUGAUUUACAUUUUUUAGUUUGUCUUUUGCCGUCAUGCUUUAUUGUAAUGCGGUUUUAGCAGGCUAAAGAAACAUGAAGUUUCUUAGGUGAAAUCCUUAUUGUGGCAUACUCUGGUGCGCAAUAGACCUCAAUUAGCAAUUGGCUAGUCUCUUUUACCAAUAAGCAUCCCCAUCAAACCAAGAUAAACAAUUUUGUGGACGGAAGCCUAAGUGCACGAUGAGGUCCCUCCAGGACUUUUUGAAUUGCACUUAAAAAGGAGAGCGAAGGAGAGAGAGGCUACAGGAAGCGACGCCUGCCAACCCUCAAAAACACCAAACAUACUCGCCUCAUCUUAGCAUUUGAAAAGAAUUACAACUCUUGAUUAGGUUGCUAGAAUAUUUUGAUAUAGACGUUCUUAUUUCUCAGUAAACUAAAGGAAGAUGAAGAAGUUUCGGAAGGUACUGGAUGGCCUGUCUUCCUCCUCUCAGGGGGCUGUCGCGUCCCCGUCAUGCAGCAAUGCAGCCGGUACCCCGCCCACUCCACAGGAUAUUCAUGUCCAGGAGACGCUACUCUCGGAAAACUUUCACAUAUGCAAGACGGUACGCCAUGGCUUCCCCUACCAGCCCACCUGCCUGGCAUUCGACCCCGUCCAGAAGAUCCUAGCCAUCGGCUCCAGAACAGGAGGCAUACGGAUACUGGGCCGGCCUGGUGUGGACUGCUACAGCCAGCAUGAGAGUGGAGCCGCUGUUCUCCAGCUACAGUUCCUCAUCAAUGAGGGAGCUCUGGUCACAGCAUGUGCUGAUGACACACUGCACCUGUGGAACCUUCGCCAGAGACGCCCAGCCAUCCUGCACUCGCUCAAAUUCAACAGGGAGAGGAUCACGUUUUGCCACAUCCCCUUCCAGAGUAAAUGGCUGUACGUGGGCACAGAGCGUGGCAACACACACAUCGUCAACAUCGAAUCCUUCGUUCUGUCUGGAUACGUCAUCAUGUGGAACAAGGCCAUAGAGUUAGCAACUAAAGCCCAUCCAGGACCCGUAGUCCAUCUGAGUGACAGCCCGAAGGAUGAAUGCAAGUUGCUGAUAGGGUUUGAAAGUGGAACAGUAGUACAGUGGGACCUCCGGGCCAAGAAGGUUGACUUCAGAAUCUACUACGAUGAAGCUAUCCAUUCUGUGAGCUGGCACCAUGAAGGGAACCAGUUCAUGUGUAGCCACUCAGACGGCAGCUUGACUAUGUGGAACCUGAGGAACACAGCCAGACCUAUUCAGAUCACAUAUCCUCAUGGGAAGAUACUGAAGGAAGGGAGGAAGGAGUCGUGUAAGCCCAUCCUCAAGGUGGAAUACAAGACCUCCAGAAACAGCAACGAGCCCUAUGUCAUCUUCUCUGGGGGUCUGUCAUACGACAAGGCUGGGGGACGGAGGCCCACCCUGACCAUCAUGCAUGGCAAGGCCAUUACGGUCCUGGAGAUGGACCACCCUAUCGUAGAGUUCCUGGUGCUCUGUGACACCCCAUACUCCAACAAGAUCCAGGAUCCGUAUGCGGUGGUGCUGCUUCUAGAAAAGGACUUUAUCAUGGUUGAUCUGACACAGAGCAAUUUCCCUAUCUUUGAGAACCCAUACUCCAUGGACAUCCACGAGUCUCCUGUCACCUGUACAGCCUACUUCGCCGAGUGCCCCCCGGAUAUCAUCCCAGUCCUCUACUCCGUAGGAGCCAAGCAGAAGAAGACCGGCUACAGCCACAAGGAGUGGCCAGUGAGUGGCGGUACGUGGACAUUAGGCUCACAGACCUACCCAGAGGUUAUCGUCACAGGACACGCAGAUGGAACCGUCAAGUUUUGGGAUGCAUCUGCUAUUACGCUGCAGAUGCUGUACAAGCUGAAGACGUCUAAGGUGUUUGAGAACCCCAAUGCGGGUGAAGGCCGGGCGGUCGAGCAGGUAGAGGAGGACCCUUACGCCAUUCAGAUGGUCCGCUGGUGCCCGCAGAGCCGUCUCUUCUGUGUGGUGGGCAUCUCUGCCCACGUCAUCCUCUACCACUUCAGCAAACACGACGCCAACGCAGAGAUAGUGUCUCUAGAAGUGCGUCUGCAGUUUGAUUCAGAGGAUGGCAUCUCCCUGUCAGAGACAGACCCAUGUUUCUCGGACCCCAGUUCCCACUCCCCCCAGAUGCCCGGUAGCCCCAGCAACGGCUCACAAGACAGCCUCCACUACCGCAAGGUGAAGAGUCGUCCAGUGCGCAUGCCCCCGGGGUAUCAGGCUGAGUUGGUGAUGCAGCUACAGUGGGUGGAUAGAGAGCCCCCCCAGCAGAUCACCAGCCUGGAUAUCAACUCUGCCUAUGGCCUUCUAGCGUUUGGGAGCUGCAAUGGUCUAGUGGUGGUGGACUACAUUCAGAAGACCAUCCUGAUGUGUGUGAGCACGUUGGACCUGUACGGAGCCGCUGACCCCUACCAACGUCUCACACGUUCCCCACGCAAAAACAGGCAGUCCACCUCAGGCCUAACGGAACUGUCCGACAACAAGGUGUCCAUGGACAUGGAGAGAAGCAAGUCACCCACCUCAGAUCAUGUCAAUGGACAUUGCACUAGCCCCACCUCCCAGCCAUGCUCCUUGGGGAAGUCUCGCAUUCCAGGGGCUCCUGAGGGCCCGCGGCUCCCCCGGAGAGGGCCCGGCCGACCACCCUUCCGCAAGGCCCAGUCUGCCGCUUGCAUGGAGAUCUCUUUGCCAGUUUGCUCCCUCACGGAAGAAAGCAGAGAGAAUUCGUUCAGCUUCUCACGGAGCUCCAGUGUGUCCAGUAUCGGCCGCGACACCAAGGAAGUGGUGACCACGCUGCAUUUCGGAGAGUCCUACGGUCGUAAAGGUGACUCCCUGCCCACCGCCUGCCUGUGGGUGGGCACCAGCCUGGGCGUGGUCCUCCUACUGCCCAUAUCCAUCCCCACAGAGAAGGAGAGGCUGGAGGAGCCUGUCACCAUGGGGCCCAGCGGUACCGUCCUGAUGCUGAAGGGCUCAGUGCUAAGCUUUUCAUUCCUGGACUGUGCGGGCACCCUUAUCCAGAGUCCCUACGAGGUUUGGCGGGAACCCAACGUCCCCGAGGACCCCGACGAGCCCUGCAGGCGCAAGCUGGUCAACUUAUCCCCGCUGUCUUCCCAGGAGGCAUGUGGGGACGGUCACCUGACCGUGGUGUGUUCUGAGAAACAGGCCAAGGUGAUCCUCAUGCCUACCCAGGCCGUCCUGUUCACACACAACGUCACAGAGUCUUCCUUCCUCCUGCGGGCCAACGUCGUCUCCGUCUGCAACAGCGUCUGCCUGGCCUGCUUCUGUGCCAACGGACACGUCAUGACCCUCAGUUUGCCCAGUCUUAGACUCCUGAUGGAUACUAACUACUUUCCCCUGACGGACAUGCGUAUCGCCCGUACCUUCGUCUUCACCAACGGCGGUCAGGCUCUGUACCUGAGCUCUCCUACAGAGAUACAACGCAUCGCAUACAGCCAAGAGAUGACGGACAACCUGCAGGACAUGCUGGGGGAGCUGUUCACUCCUAUUGAAACACCAGAGGCCCAGAGCCAAGGAUUCCUCAAGGGUUUCUUCGGGGGCAACGCCCAGACCUUCGACAGAGAAGAGCUGUUUGGGGAGGCAGCAGCGGGAAAGGCCUCUCGGAGCCUGGCCCAGCACAUCCCUGGUCCAAUGGGAUUGGAGAAUGUGAGGGCUGCAGCCGGCGGGGUGGUGGGGGACCUGGCCCGAGCCCGCAUCGCCCUGGAGCAGAGAGGAGAGAGACUGGGAGAGCUGGAGGAACGCACCACCCUCAUGAUGAAAAGUGCAGAGACGUUCUCAACACACGCCCACCAGGUAAUGCUGAAACACAAGGACAAGAAAUGGUAUCAACUUUAAAGUAGGACAGCGGGCCACGACUGCUGGUGCUUUGUUGGGACAUGGACCAUCACUCUACAGAUGAGAGAGAGACAGAGAGAGAGAGAAAGAGAGAGAGACAGCGAGAGAGAGAAAUGACUUUGUAUUUAUGGGCCUCUCUGUAGGACGUCUGUACAUCAUUGUCACAAGACUUGGACAGAGGGCGGUCACUGAGAUGGAUACAGAUCAGGAAGUAAGUUGGUAAGACAGGGGAACCCAGGAAGUGGAUGAUGACAGUUCAUCAGUGUGUGUGUGGGUGGGUUACCCAGAUCUUGCUGUGUAGAUACUCUUAACGUUAUGAAACCAACAAGACUGAAUGAAUCAAAAUGGAUGACUACUGAUAACAUACAACUGCCAUAUCAAAAGGCAGCAUGCUACUGUAAGAAAUACUAAAUAUAAAAUGUAUUGAAUAAUAUAAUAUAAACAAAAGAAAGUGUGAUUUCAAAAAUAAUAAUACUUUUUGAAAUAUUAUAAAUAUAUAUAUAUAAAAAUGAAAAUGUAUACCUUCAUUGCUAUAAAGCCAAAAGUUUUUU
Molecule: messenger RNA, 4735 nt
Organism: Oncorhynchus tshawytscha (Chinook salmon)
Lineage: Eukaryota; Metazoa; Chordata; Actinopteri; Salmoniformes; Salmonidae
Product: syntaxin-binding protein 5-like
Exons: 26
Coding region: 744-4184 (1146 amino acids)
Biological process (GO): regulation of protein secretion; regulation of exocytosis
Cellular component (GO): SNARE complex; plasma membrane; cytoplasm
Molecular function (GO): GTPase activator activity; syntaxin binding; myosin II binding
Source: RefSeq, a predicted model, not a curated record